Hypoxylon trugodes is the source of this 4020-nucleotide messenger RNA. Its product is annotated as sterol-sensing domain of SREBP cleavage-activation-domain-containing protein. Gene Ontology annotation, molecular function: sterol binding; protein binding. The record is from RefSeq and is a predicted model, not a curated record. Gene Ontology annotation, biological process: SREBP signaling pathway. NCBI's taxonomy places the organism in Eukaryota, Fungi, Ascomycota, Sordariomycetes, Xylariales, Hypoxylaceae. The coding region runs from base 337 to 3438 and encodes 1033 amino acids. The transcript has 2 exons. Gene Ontology annotation, cellular component: Golgi membrane; endoplasmic reticulum membrane.
UAUCUCCUCUAUCCUUUGAGAGGGUACGUUGAGCUCCGUCCCGUCUUGUUUGCUCACCUACAGUUCAAUUGACGAGGCAAUUGUAGAACUACCGAAGCUCCUGUGCUACCACCAAACCAUCCAUUCCGCGGCGCCUUUGCGCGAUACGGAAGAUAUGCCGCCAGUCACGUCGUAGCAACUUUAUUGGUUUCCGUCGCCGUCGCUGCCUUUCUUAUAUAUCCCUUCCCGUUCCUAUAUACCACCGACGUUACCAACGGCGCCUCCAUCCUCCCUGAACAUGCUUGGACCGAUACACUACCUCUGGACGAUAAGAACAGAGUCGAGCCCGAUGUUAUUAUGCGGUCGAUAUGGGUCCAUGGCAAUUAUUUCGAAGCCCUCAAUAGAAACGUCUUACUCAGCGCUUUAGAGCUUCAAGAUGAACUCCUCGGUCCGACUAUCAAUUUCAAUCCGAGGCGACCGAUUGUCGACGAUCUCGACCCGAUAAAUGCUACAACUACAGACCUUACACCCACACAACGCGACGCUUAUCAUGUCGUUAAUGGCUUGACAAAUGAGUCUUGGUUCUUUCAGUCUCCACUUCAAUACUGGUUGUGCUCCGCAGAGAACAUAGAACAGGACGAUGAUAUCAUUGAAACAGCAAAUGAACGAAAAUCGCAACCAACAUCAGUCAAUGUAACACUAAGACAUUCAACUGUCUUCAGUGGGAAACGCUUCCAGGAUCGCCGACUCGUCGCUGCUGAUGCUCUCGUUAUUACACUCGUCCAUCAUCGAGACUCCCCGGUCGGUCGUAUGUGGCAAGAAAGGGUUCAAGCUCUCAAAAACAAAAUAACUGAUACUUGGGAUAUCUUUGAAUAUUCUUCGGAUGAAAGAACUAGCGAAUUAUACGAGUUUCAAUUCCGUCCCAUGUCAUCUCAAGACAUGCUUCUUUUAGGAAUAGCAUAUUCCCUUGUUCUCAUUUACUUCUUGAUCAGUCUGUCUAAGUUACGGGCCGUUAAGUCGAAAGUGGGAUUGAUGGUCACAGUUAUAGCACAGAUUUUACUCGCCAUCCUAUCGAGCUUUACUAUAUGCGCCAUACUGAAGAUCGAUCUUUCAAGAAUACCUCGCUUGGGAUAUCCGGUUGUAAUAUUUUCUAUGAGCCUUGAAAAUGUUUUUCGACUCAUCAAUGCCGUUAUCCUCACCCCUUCUGAAGACAACACGAGCAAUAGAAUCGGUCAUGCUUUUGGUGAGACAGGUCAUGUCGCACUUACUAGCGUGGCCCAAAAUCUGCUCAUCUUAUAUGGCCUGUCAAAAAUUGUUUCACCGGGUGUCUCGGCAUUUUGCACCUUCGCGGCAAUUGCAUUGAUUUUUGACUUCUUCUACCUAUCGACUUUCUUCCUCUCAGUACUGAGUGUCGACGUACGGCGGACUGAGCUUAGCGAUGCACUCGCGAAGGCAUCAAUUAGAUCCCAUCGCUCUGCUUCGGAAACACGGUCGCGUCAGACAUGGAUGGAUGCGAUGCUACAGGGUAAGAUCGCCAUGUCGACACGUAUCGCUGGCACUAUUGUCAUGGUGGGUUUUGUUCUCAUUGCUCAGUGGCACUUUUUCGAAAAUGAAAACGUAAUCAGGGCGUUAAGUCGGGCGAUCCAUAUCUCUCCCAAAUACAAGGAUCCAUCAUUAUCCUCGGCUCUAACAGAAGUUCACCAAGGUAGGAGUCCGGCAUCGUGGCUAGGCCUUCAAGACCAUGAGACAGCUCGAGAACUCAUCCAAGUCGUGAAACCCGAUGCUUAUAGCUAUAUUGCAAAGGUUUUCCAUCCUACCAUAUUUGUCCUGAAAGGGUCGGACCGAAAUCUUUCUGCCACCGAGCCGUUGUUCCCACCAGCUGUUUACGACUUUAUGCGUAAUCGAUCGGCUUCAUUUAUAACCACCGUAACUGUCAUUGCAGCAGCGGUUUGGCUAUUGAUGAACUAUCUUUUAUGGGAUGAAUUAGCAGAUUCAUCGGGAACCGGCGGCCCAGCUGGUGAACCACUCCUCUCGGUUAAGACCCUGAGUCGAGGCCAUGCACUGGAUGUUGCCUUACUUUCAGCUUGCUCGGAUGGCCAUCUCGUGUCCGUUGGCUUGGACCGGGUUGUCCGGGUCUGGGAUAUCAAAUCUGGUGGCGAUAGUUACGUGUUAGGCGAAAGCGAGGAUACUUCGAUCAUCCCAUUUCCAAUUCUAGCCAUGUGCAUCGACGAUGAAUCUCAUUGGUUGGCUCUCCUAACUUCGGAUAAAGUUAUGCUGUGGCACUUGGUUAAGCAUCGGUGGGGUCCUACGAUUAGGGCAGAGCCAGACCGACAUAAGCCAGAAGCUUUCUUCUUUGUCGCCGACGAUACUACGGCUAUCCCCCCUUUGCUACUCAUUAGGCGGGAUGGUGUCAUCACCGAGCUAAGAACAGAUCAAGCUAAACCCUCGAGUUACAUGAUUACGAAAGAGAGUACGAUUGUUUCUGUGGACUCUCUUUCGGAAAAGGGAUUCCCAGCUCAAGUCAUGGCAUCAACUCGUGAUGGUCAAGUUCGUCUUGCUACUCAAGAAGGUAUCAGCUGGACCUCGGAGGUAGUCAAUAUGGGCAGUUUGGCGGAGCGCGAGUUAAUUUCGAUCCAAGCCUUGCCAGAGUUGGGGUUCUUUUUGAUUAUACGGUCUCGAACUGUGGAUCUAGUAGAUUCACAAACUCUAAGAGCGAUUCACACCUUUCAGGUAGACCCAAUUCAACCGAAAAGCCUCAAAUGCUUUCAUUCGAGGCCACGGCGGAUGCGAUGUGGCUCGGUUGCGUUGUGGAGCUUCACAUUGGCAUAUCUCAAUGCUUACAGUCGAGACCUAGUGGUACAAACGUACAGCCCGCAAAAUGAAGGAGAGUCUCUUUGUUUCUGUGACCCGACAUCCCCCACGAGGAAAACAUGUUGUCCCUGGCAAAGGGCUAAGGUAUCGAAACGGGUUAUUAAGAAUCCCGGUUUAUGGGAUACUUUGGCCUCUGGGAUCAUGGUCGGCAUUAGAAGAAAUAUGGGCGAGAAAUCUAGAGCGGAUGGUCAUGUAGACCACCAACCCCUCCAACAGUUCAGCGGACUUCGACGUCGUCACCACUCCACACAACAAACGAACGGUCAUAUUCCCCAAGACAAUUGGGAGGUAUGGAUGUUCUCUCAUUUUGGCAAGCAAGAGACUUGGGAGACUCUUCCACUAUGCCCCAAGAUUGAAGAUGAUGGCCAUCUAUUCGUCACUAAUCUUGGGCCAAUGGUUCGAAUUGGUCGUGCUAGCUUAGCUGUUGGGCUUAGCAAUGUGAUCAAAGUUAUCAUGGUCGGCAACGAACGGUUCGAGACGGGAGACGACUCGCAACCUGGAGAUGGAAUGCCAGCAUUGAGUAGUCGCAGGCGUAAGGGACCGUCGACUCUCAGAGGCAAACCUGCCCUCCAUUGCCCUCACUGCUAAUUUUGACGAUCGCUUGUGCAUGUAUACACAUUUUUAUUAUUUUCGAAAAAUUAUCACUUAUUCGGUUGGGGUGAAACGGAUUAUUAGGUCCGGAUGAGAUUAUGGGCUUGCAUCAUGGAUAAGGUCUAACAAUCUGGCUGGUCACGGUUCUUCAAGGGUCACAUAGAAACCCGGGGCUUACAGGUAGCGGCGUUCAUUCUUCUUUUCUUCUACUGCUUGGUAUUUCUUGGUAAAUAGACACGGGUAGGGACGGCAUUGGACGGGGCUGGCUUUUAUAUGGAACGACACGAAACUAAAAAUAGGUGCGGCGGGUGGCCUUCAUACAGGGUCUUGCAAGAUAGAUAUGGGGCAAAGGGAAAGAGGAAAGCCAAGGGGGCAAAUUAUUGGUGUGCUAUCAAUGUCGAGAUACGAGACCCAGAGCUCUCACCUCUAAAUGAAAUGAAUAAAGGUUGGCGGCGCUUACUUCGAGCGUCGUCGUUGCGAGUUUUUGAUUAUAGUAAACUAGUAGAUUUUCCGGUUAUGUAUUAUGUGACUGUUAAUACGCACAAUAUCACGAAGGACGGAUAGGUACAAUAACGCAGA